AACACUUUUGGCUACACCACAAAACUAGAGCAUGCCCAUACCAUUGAAUGCUCUCUCUGUCUAGGGUUCCUUGCAGCUUCUAGGAGGAGAGCAGAGCAUCAAUGGCUGUCUUCAUGAUAGUGCUUAUCUGUUUCCUCUGUUUGGUCUGCAUCUGCUCUGCUCUUCUCAGAUGGAAUGAAGUUAGAUACAGAAAGAAAGGCCUCCCUCCAGGCACAAUGGGCUGGCCAGUCUUUGGUGAAACCACUGAGUUUCUCAAACAAGGCCCAAACUUCAUGAAAAACCAGAGAGCAAGGUAUGGGAGUUUCUUCAAAUCCCACAUAUUGGGGUGCCCUACAGUGGUAUCCAUGGAUCCAGAGGUGAACAGAUACAUCCUAAUGAAUGAAGCCAAAGGGCUGGUUCCUGGCUACCCACAAUCCAUGUUGGAUAUUUUGGGAAAAUGCAACAUUGCCGCAGUCCAUGGCUCCACUCACAAGUACAUGAGAGGCGCAUUGCUUGCCCUCAUUAACCCAACCGUGAUCAGAGACCAGAUUUUGCCCAAAAUUGAUGAGUUCAUGACAUCCCACCUCGCUGGCUGGGACAACCAAGUUAUCAACAUUCAAGAAAAAACCAAAGAGAUGGCACUUUUAUCAUCUCUGAAGCAGAUUGCAGGCAUUGAAUCAAGCUCAAUUACUCCAGCAUUCAAGACAGAGUUCUUCAAGCUUGUGCUAGGCACCCUUUCAUUGCCUAUUGAUCUUCCUGGCACGAAUUAUUACCAUGGUUUUCAGGCAAGGAAGAAUAUUGUAAGCAUGUUGGAAAAACUCAUAGAAGAGAGAAGGGCUUCCAAACAAGUUCAUAAAGACAUGCUUGGCUGCUUACUGACAAGUGAUGAAAACAAACACAAACUCAGUGACGAAGAAAUAAUCGAUAUGGUCAUCACGAUUUUGUAUUCGGGUUAUGAGACGGUUUCCACUACUUCCAUGAUGGCUGUCAAGUACCUCCAUGAUCAUCCCAAAGUGCUUGAAGAACUCAGAAAAGAGCAGUUAGCAAUUAGAGAAAAGAAAAACCCAGAGGACCCAAUUGACUGGAACGACUUGAAAUCUAUGAAGUUUACUCGUGCGGUAAUAUUUGAGACCUCAAGAUUAGCUACAAUUGUGAAUGGGGUAUUGAGAAAAACGACUCAAGAUAUGGAACUAAAUGGAUAUUUGAUUCCAAAAGGCUGGAGAAUUUAUGUGUAUACAAGAGAGAUUAAUUAUGACUCCUUUCUGUAUCCGGAACCAUUAACCUUCAAUCCUUGGAGAUGGCUGGACAAGAGCUUGGAGUGUUCAAACUAUUUCUUUAUAUUUGGAGGGGGCACUAGGCUAUGUCCAGGAAAGGAGCUGGGAAUAUCAGAAAUUUCAACUUUCCUGCACUACUUUGUAACUAGAUACAGGUGGGAAGAAGUUGGGGGAGACAAACUGAUGAAAUUUCCACGAGUAGAGGCACCGAAUGGACUGCACCUUAGGGUUUCAUCUUACUGACUAAUAUAUGUACAUAGAAAAAAUAGAGAAAAUAGUAUAUAGGGCAUGUGAGAGAAAUAUGAUGUAUGAUAAGGUGCUAACAUAUUAGAAAAACUAAUGGAAUUUGAGCAUUUUCCUUUCGUUGGA
Messenger RNA from Malus domestica (apple), 1622 nucleotides. Its product is annotated as cytochrome P450 85A-like. The record is from RefSeq and is a predicted model, not a curated record. Gene Ontology annotation, molecular function: monooxygenase activity; iron ion binding; oxidoreductase activity, acting on paired donors, with incorporation or reduction of molecular oxygen. Lineage: Eukaryota; Viridiplantae; Streptophyta; Magnoliopsida; Rosales; Rosaceae. Gene Ontology annotation, biological process: brassinosteroid biosynthetic process; brassinosteroid homeostasis; sterol metabolic process.